Messenger RNA from Colletotrichum siamense, 3414 nucleotides. RefSeq names its product Calcium-transporting ATPase 3 (gene cta3-1). The coding region runs from base 1 to 3414 and encodes 1137 amino acids. Gene Ontology annotation, biological process: calcium ion transmembrane transport; intracellular calcium ion homeostasis. The transcript has 3 exons. Gene Ontology annotation, cellular component: plasma membrane. Gene Ontology annotation, molecular function: ATP hydrolysis activity; ATP binding; P-type calcium transporter activity. Lineage: Eukaryota; Fungi; Ascomycota; Sordariomycetes; Glomerellales; Glomerellaceae. The record is from RefSeq and is a predicted model, not a curated record.
AUGUCUGGUGACUACCCGAAGCACCCCUUCCUCCUGUCGGUCGACGAGACCGCAAAGGCCCUGGGAGUCGACGUCGACAAGGGAUUGUCGUCCCAGCAGGUCCAGGAGGCUCAGCAAAAGUACCCCGAGAAUGAGUUCGAAGUCGGCGAUUCGGUGCCAUGGUACACCAUUCUCAGCAAGCAGAUCUUCAAUGCCAUGGUGCUGGUCCUCAUCUUCGCCAUGAUUCUAAGUUUCGCGAUCAACGACUACAUCGAGGGCGGCGUUCUCGCGUUCGUCAUUGUCGCCAACGUCACCAUCGGAUUCUGGCAAGAGUAUCGCGCUGAAAAGCGAAUGGACGCGCUGCGCUCUCUGUCUGCACCCUCUGCCAAUGUCUUGCGGGACGGCAAGACGCAGGUUAUCCCCAAUGCUCAAGUCGUUCCCGGUGACAUCAUCCUGCUGAAGAUGGGUGAUACCGUGCCCGCAGAUAUGCGCAUGUUCGAGGCUAUGAACCUGUCCUGCGACGAGCAGUCCCUGACUGGUGAAGCCGCUCCCGUCGACAAGACCACCGAAGCCAACAUUGUGGUCCCCGGCACCGAGAAGCCCGCCACCGAGGAGGGUGAAGUCGGCAUUGGCGACCGUUUCAACAUCUGCUAUGCCACCACCAUUAUCCGAAAGGGCCGUGGUCGCGGCAUUGUCAUCGCUACUGGAAUGCAGACCGAGGUCGGCAAGAUCGCUGCCUCUACCCAGAAGAAGGUCCGCAAGCCUGGCCGCUCCAUGAACUACAAGAAGUACGGCAAGCGUCAGCCUGUUGUCGGCCUUACGAAGCGUGUCUACGAUGCUGUUGGCAAGUUCUUGGGUCUCACCGAGGGUACUCCUCUGCAGCGCAAGCUUGCUGCUCUGGCCUACCUGCUCUUCGGCUGUGCCAUCAUCUUGGCCAUGAUCGUCUUUGGUGCCCACAAGUUUGACGUUACUGGUGAAGUUAUCAUCUACGCCGUGUCGCUUGGUAUUGCCAUUAUCCCCGAAUCUCUUGUUGCCGUCCUCACCAUCACCAUGGUUGUUGCCGUCACUGUCAUGCGCAAGGCGAACGUCGUUGUCCGAGACUUGUCUGCCCUGGAAGCCCUUGGCGGUGUCACCAACAUUUGCUCCGACAAGACCGGUACCCUUACUCAGGGUGCCAUGAUUGUUCGCAAGGCCUGGCUCCCCAUGUCCCACACCUACACUGUCCGCGAUUCCCAGAACCCCUCCGACCCUACCAAGGGCAAGGUCACCUACACCGAGUCCAAGGAGGAGGAGAAGAUUGACGAAGCACCCAAGCGUGACUAUGACCAGGAGCGUUCUGCUGCCGUUCUCAAGUUCGACGUCCCCGAGGAGAAGCUCCAGAACAAGCAGCCCGCCAAGGCACCCGAGCCUGAGGUUGAUGCUGAGAUGACUCCACCCCUGAAGGCCUUCCUUCUGUCCUCCGCUCUUUGCAACCUGGCCACCGUUCGAUAUGAUGAGGACGAGGCCAAGUGGCAAACUACUGGCGAGCCUACCGAGAUUGCGCUUCAAGUCUUUUCCCACCGUUUCAAGCUCGGCAAGAAGUUCCUUGAGGGCAAGGGCUGGCAUCAAUUGGCUGAGUUCCCCUUCGACAGUUCCAUCAAGCGCAUGUCAGUUAUCUACGAUAUCCCCCACGACGAUGAGACUGCCGACAUCUGGGGCCACGACAACAGCCUCGUCUUCACCAAGGGCGCCGUUGAGCGUAUCUUGGAUCUUUGCACCCAUCUCGGCUUUGGUGACGCUAAGCAGGAGCUUACUGAGGAGCUCAAGGGACAAGUUCUCGAGCAGAUGAACAACCUUGCUUCUCAGGGCCAGCGUGUUCUUGCCAUUGGCUACCGUGAUUGGAACGGCAAGUUCACCACCAACCAGUCUACUGUCCCCACCGAAAAGGAAGAGGAGCUCCGCGGAGAGGUUGAGCAGGGCCUUACUUUGCUCGGUCUCGCCGGUAUCUACGAUCCUCCUCGCCGCGAGACCAAGCCGUCCAUCGCCGAAUGCUCCACUGCCGGUAUCAAGGUUCACAUGCUCACGGGUGACCACCCCGAGACUGCCAAGGCCAUUGCGAAAGAAGUCGGCAUCAUCCCCAAGAACCUCGGCGUCCUACCCGAUAGUAUCGCCAAGGCUGUUGUUCAGAAGGCCACCGACUUUGACAAGAUGACCGACGCUGAGAUCGAUGCUCUUGAGGAACUGCCUCUCGUCAUCGCUCGUUGCGCUCCCGAGACCAAGACUCGCAUGAUUGACGCCCUCCGUCGUCGCAAUGCCUUCAUGGCCAUGACUGGUGAUGGUGUCAACGAUGCCCCCUCCCUUGCUCGUGCUGAUGUUGGUAUUGCCAUGGGUUCUGGUUCCGACGUCGCCAAGUCUGCCUCCAAGAUCGUGCUCACUGACGACAAGUUCAACUCUAUUGUCGCUGCCAUUCGCCAGGGUCGUCGCAUGUUCGACAACAUCCAGAAAUUCAUCCUCCACUUGCUCAGCUCCAACGUUGGUGAAGUCAUUCUCCUGGUGUGCGGUCUUGCCUUCCGGGACAGUGACUCUCUCUCUGUUUUCCCCAUCUCGCCUCUCGAGAUUCUCUGGAUCAACAUGGUUACCUCGUCCUUCCCUGCCUUUGGUCUCGGUCGUGAGGAAGCUGCCGCGGAUGUCAUGCGCAAGCCCCCUCAGAACAAGAAGCGCGGUGUCUUCACCAACCAGAUUCUUGUGGAUAUGGUUGUCUACGGUAUCAUCAUGGGCGCGCUGACCAUGUGCACCUUCGUUAUCAUCGUCUGGGGAGCCAACGACGGCAACCUUGGUUCUGCUUGCAACAAGGAGUUCAGCGAGGCGUGCCGUCCUGUCUUCCGUGCCCGUGCUGCCGUCUUCGCCGAGCUUACUUGGAUCAUCCUCAUCUCCGCCUGGGAGUUCAAGAACCUGCGCCGCUCCAUGUUCCGCCUGAACCCUGAGGACCCGAGCAAGUUCCCCCUCUUCAAGGACCUCUACGCCAACAAGUUCCUCUUCUGGGCUGUUGUCCUCGGCGCUCUCUCUGUCUUCCCCGUUGUUUACAUCCCCCAGCUUAACACCAAGUUGUUCAAGCACGUUGGCAUCACCUGGGAGUGGGGCAUCUCUGUCGGCUUCACCAUCCUCUACGUCGUCGGUGUCGAGGCCUGGAAGUUCGUCAAGCGUACCUUCCACUUGCUCGAGGACCAUAAGGUUGUCCGCGGCGCCUUCAGCCAGGGUGGUGAGGACGAGGGCCGCGACUUCAAGAAGACCAUGACCAUGUCCAGCUUCAAGAGUUGGGCCUCCUUCGGUCGCAAGGACACCGGCGAGUCCACAGGCCGCCGCAGCCGCUCCCAGUUGCGCACCAACACCAACCUGUCGGGCGACACCCGCACCGGCGAGGGCUCCCCCAACACCAGCGCGGACGACAAGGUCUGA